AAUAUAUUCAUUUGAUACGAACCUUAACCUUCACUGACCCUUUCUCUCUCUCUCUCUCUACUCUCUUCUUUUUCUCUCUCUGUCGGCGAUGCAGAGGCUAUCGCUAGAGUCAUCAGCUUCGAAGCUCCAUCAUAGCUAUGGAGGACGAAAGGACGACGCCUAUGACAUCGAUGAUUUGAAACCAGUCUCUUCAGCCACUCCUUGUUCGUCGACUUCCGCCGCAGAUUACGACGAUCACGAGCUCAAAAAGGACUUAAAGCCGCGACGGUUAUCAUCGCUGCAGUCUCCUUUCGCGACGACGAAUCAGAACCGAGAGAAGCUCGUUCACUUCAUCCCGAUUCUCACUCUCGUCUGCUUUAUCAUCCUCUUCCUCACUUCUCACACUCCAUCUCAAUCAGAUUUGGCUCAGUUUAAUGGAUUCAUGCGUCCUUCGAAACAUCUAGAAUCAGACGAAAAUCGCGAGGAAAUCUCAGGAUAUAUCAGAGCAGAUACGCUAGCCAUCCGUACUAGUGUAAGGAACCUUAAAGAGACGGAAAGCUUCCCGUCGAAAUCACUUCCGCGUCGCCGGACAUCUCACCGGAAAACCGCAGACUUCUAGCUGAUGUUAAUUUUUUAGAAUUUGUUUUCCUCCGUCACAUAUUGCAUGUGGAUUUGGUCAUUGCGAUUUCAAAAUAAAAUUUCUGUUAUAACUAAAAUGGGAUAGAAGGAAAAGAUCAAAAAAUCGAAUAAAAAGCCUCGCCGACGAUGAGAAAGAAUAAUAUAACCGUCAUGCUAGAUUGCGCUCUUGUUAAAGUUUCAGGCGUAGGUUUACACAA
Messenger RNA from Capsella rubella, 815 nucleotides. RefSeq lists its product as uncharacterized. Bases 89 to 598 code for a protein of 169 amino acids. The transcript has 3 exons. The record is from RefSeq and is a predicted model, not a curated record. NCBI's taxonomy places the organism in Eukaryota, Viridiplantae, Streptophyta, Magnoliopsida, Brassicales, Brassicaceae.